This is a messenger RNA of Carica papaya (papaya), 2266 nucleotides long. RefSeq names its product MATE efflux family protein. Gene Ontology annotation, molecular function: antiporter activity; xenobiotic transmembrane transporter activity. Gene Ontology annotation, cellular component: membrane. The record is from RefSeq and is a predicted model, not a curated record. Lineage: Eukaryota; Viridiplantae; Streptophyta; Magnoliopsida; Brassicales; Caricaceae. Gene Ontology annotation, biological process: transmembrane transport.
ACGGUUAAGAUCAAGCUACCUAAACAAAUCCAACGGCAAAUAUCACGUCUCUUUCCCGUGGUCGUCAGUUUUCCGUUGGUGAAGCUUUUGAAACGCUGACGUUUACUGAUACCAGAAGGUUGCCGCCGAAUACCGUUAACGCCUGAAAACACACCCCUUCCCCAUUUUUCAGGCGGCACUCUCUAUCUUCCUCGCAUCAUUUUAGUUGCUUCAUACCAAAAAAAGGAAAAAUGAUAAUCAGAACCAAAACCCUAACGUUUUCUUCUUUGUUUCAUCUUCAAAACCCUAAUCUCAAACAACCCUCCGAAUGUUCAAUCCGUUUCAGCAGAAAGCCACGACCUCUUUUAAGCAUUAACGGCUAUUUAUUCCCUUCAAAGUUACUCGUUUACAACCAAGAGAAGCAUCGGAAUCGGUUUGUCAAUGAUUGCAUUAGCUCUUGUGAAGAAUUUGUUGUCAGUGACAAUGGUGGAAACGAUUCUGUUGUUGAACCGAAGGAGCAGGAGGAAGAGAGAGGGAUGGAGAUAAAGAGCGAGGACUUGGCUGAUCAGAGUAUAUGGAAUCAGAUGAAGGAGAUAGUUAUGUUUACAGCACCUGCCACGGGGUUGUGGAUUUGCGGGCCGUUGAUGAGUCUCAUUGACACUGCGGUUAUUGGUCAAGGAAGCUCACUUGAGCUUGCUGCUUUAGGCCCAGCAACGGUUGUUUGUGACUAUACGGGUUAUGUAUUCAUGUUCCUUUCCGUAGCCACAUCGAAUUUGGUAGCCACUUCUCUUGCCAGACGGGAUAAAAAUGAAGUGCAGCACCAAAUAUCAAUCUUGCUUUUUGUUGGCUUGGUUUGUGGAUUAUCAAUGCUUUUGGCUACGAGAUUGUUUGGGCUCUGGGCAUUGACUGCUUUUACUGGACCAAAAAAUGUAGAUCUUGUACCUGCAGCAAACGAAUAUAUUCAGAUUCGAGGCUUAGCAUGGCCAGCUGUUCUUGUUGGAUUCAUUGCUCAAAGUGCAAGUCUUGGCAUGAAAGAUUCCUGGGGACCUCUGAAGGCUUUGGCAGUUGCCACAGCAAUAAAUGGCAUUGGUGAUGUAGUCUUAUGUAGAUUUUUAGGAUUUGGUAUUGCUGGUGCAGCAUGGGCAACAAUGGUAUCUCAAGUUGUUGCAGCUUAUAUGAUGAUCCAAUCUCUAAACAAGAAGGGAUAUAAUGCAUAUUCCAUUUCUGUUCCAUCUGCUAAUGAACUUUUGACAAUACUUGGGCUUGCUGCUCCAGUCUUUGUAACUAUGAUGUCAAAGGUAGCUUUCUACGGUCUUCUUAUAUACUUUGCUACAUCGAUGGGCACACACGUUGUGGCUGCUCACCAGGUUAUGCUUCAAACAUAUGGCAUGUGCACAGUCUGGGGAGAGCCCCUCUCUCAAACUGCACAAUCAUUUAUGCCUGAGUUGAUGUACGGAGUUGGUCAAAAUUUGGCAAAGGCCAGGAUGCUCCUAAAGUCACUUGUGGUCAUUGGAGCUACACUUGGACUGAUAUUAGGAACUAUCGGAACAGCUGUUCCUUGGUUGUUCCCUGGUAUUUUCACGUCUGAUUUGAAUGUAGUACAGGAGAUGCACAAGGUGUUAAUACCAUAUUUUCUUGCUUUAGCAGUGACACCCAGUACUCAUAGCCUUGAGGGCACACUGCUGGCUGGACGAGAUCUUAAAUUUUUCAGCUUGUCUAUGAGCGGAUGCUUUGCCUUGUGUGGUCUUCUAGUAAUGUUUUUGAGCAGUGGAGGAUUUGGCUUGUCUGGUUGCUGGUAUUCGCUCGUAGGAUUUCAAUGGGCUCGUUUUUUCCUUGCCCUCCAACGCCUUCUUUCCCCCAAGGGCAUUCUUUACUCCGAAGGUAGGAGCCAUCUCAAAGUGGAGAAGUUAAAAGCUACGUAAUUCAGAGGCCAAGACAAAUAUCAAAAAGCAACAACAAAGCCUCAAUCAGCCUGCAGUUAAGUUGAAUCCACCGUGUAAAUCAGCAUAUGAAUAUUUAUUUGCUAGCGACAAGCUAUGUCAUGCCCAAUUAUUCUUCUUUGAUGCUCAGCCCCAUAAAAAGAGUUAGGCAGGCAAGCCUUCCAUCUUUGGGAUAUUUACGCACUGAAAAUUGAAUUUCCAACAUCGAUUGCUGCAACUGUUCUACUAUAUAUAUAUAUUAAAGAAUGAAAAAGAAAGAGAGGGGUUAGGAGUAAAGUAAAGCUUCUUUCUUCCUUCAUGGAUUUCUUCUAUUCAAGGUGUAAUCUUGAUCUUGAGUGGAACAGUAA